UUGCCGCAAAACGGUUGAUAACAAACCGUCGCCAUGGAGAUGUUGUAACUACCCACCUGUUGCGGGAGGGUUGUUUCUGAUUUAUCAGUUCGGUGUGUUUUUCUCUUUGUCCGGUGCAGACAUAACUUACAGGAGACGUAGAUUGCUGCUGAUUUGAAGGUGAUAAAAACAAAACGUCGAGUCCAGAGGCAAAGACAUGUCAUUAACACGCAGACGGCCAGGAGAUGAAGACUGGUUUUACCACGCUCCACUGAAAAGCAAGAAAGACUCCACACAGGUGUCAGUUCCGCCGGCUUCACAGAUCCCCGGGCUGAGUCAACUGCCGGCUGAUGUGCCGCUAGACGUGGAUCCGGCAUCCAAGAGGAAGUGGAUUCGUGAUACCGACACUAAAUACAUCAAAUUGGCUAAACAAGGCGGCAGACAGGACCUUCUCCGAUACAGGAGUCCACCGGAUCAUACCAAGGACCCCGUCCCGUAUCCCAGAGUGGACUGGUUCGACCAUGACGUACCGCAGGAGGAUGACGAACCUCUGCACCACAGCUUUGCCCUGCCAGAGUACAUGGUACAUGAGGAGUUUGUACCGAGUCCACAGAGGCAGCAGGAGAGUAGAAAGAAGGCACCGUUCUCAACAGACAGUAAAACCGUGUGGCAGCGGGAUGACACAGAUCCGACAGACAAACGUGUCCGACUCCCGGAGAUCAAGAGACCCCAGAGAAGACACAAGGAGAAAAUGCCACCACCACCAAAUGUUGAGAAGAAAGAGAGACGUAAACAACCAGCAGCUUUGAAGGACCAUUUUGCUGCCAAAUCCAGAUUUCCGCCUGUGCCUCAACCAGUGGGAAAGGAAGAACCUGUGUCGUUUGGGAAGUUGUUAAGUAUGGGAUAUCAGAGAGACUGGAUCAGUCGCAGGAAUGAGUGGGAGGACCAGCAUGUACAUGGAGCCAGACAUCUGGAGCCGCUGCCAAAAGGUACAGAGUACCAAGAAAAGAUCAGUAAACAACAACAACAACAGGUCUCCGGUAACAAACACCAGCACAAGUCGGUCAGGAAGGACGGGGCUGGUCACAAGGGGUCUGCAGACUCUGAGGACAAACCUGUCUUCAAACUCAGCAAGUUUGAGAAAGUGGGGCCUAAAGUGAGCACGCGGAGGGAGCCUGUCCACGUGUGAAGCAGUUAUCACAGCUUCUCCAGACAGACAACGUGUUCAUCCGUGUUCUGUGGGAUGCAGCCUUUAUCAUACCAGUAGUUCAAAACACAAAGACGUGUUUGAUAAUCAGACAUGGCCAGGUUAUUUUUCUGCAUACUUAUGAAAGAUAUAUACAAAAUUUCUAUUUGUAUAAAUUGUUACUGUUGUGAAAAAACGGAUGUUUUGACUAUGUUUUGAUUAUGUCUGUUCAGAUUGUGCCAUUUCUAGAGUUGAAAGUUGCAGGAUUUGUACGACUGGUACAGAAAAUGUUCAACAAAUGUUCUAAUGUUCAGACUAACUUGUUCCUCACAACUCCGUCCACUUACACCCAAGAUAGCUGCUUUAAAAAGCGAUUUUUGUGUGUACUGAUACAUGUAUAUUAUAUAAAUAUAUGGCACUAUGAAACUCGGUGCAUUAAUACAGUGAAUUGACAGGCUGAUGUGCGAUGACCAGAAAAGUGCAAUCAGCAGUGUUUAACACUGAAUCAAACAUCAAGUUGUGCACAUCUUUCCACCAGCGUUGCAAGCACGUCGGCAGAACGUACUGCACCUGCGCGAAACCCGUAACGUAUUGUACUUCGACAGAACGUCUCAUAUAAGGUCGUAUUAGCGCAUAUAAGGUUAACACUCCGUCUGUAGUUUCCAAAUGUUAUGUAGGAAAAGAUAUUCUUUGCAACAGGCAAAAUUCUGAUGCAACGUUGACCAAAAAUCGUAAAAAUACAGGGUUCUGCGCAGACACAGUACAUUCUGCGGACGUGCUAGCGUUGCAUAUGAUGUACAGUCAUGUAUAUACCAGUAGUGUGUGUUGGCUAACAGACUGUAGGUUGUUUGUUUGUAUAUUGUAAGUUGUCUUCCAUUAUGUCAUACAAGAUAUUACUAGUAAUUCAACAGCUCAGUAACUAAUUAUAUUCUUGGGCUUUAUGGUAUUGUAUAUAAGUUGUAUGUUGUGCUUAUU
Messenger RNA from Branchiostoma belcheri (Belcher's lancelet), 2140 nucleotides. RefSeq lists its product as uncharacterized. The transcript is spliced from 9 exons. The record is from RefSeq and is a predicted model, not a curated record. The coding region runs from base 197 to 1168 and encodes 323 amino acids. Lineage: Eukaryota; Metazoa; Chordata; Leptocardii; Amphioxiformes; Branchiostomatidae.